AUGCCGGAAUCAGGAUCUGUCAGCGGCGGCAAUUACUACUGCCUACUGUCUGCUACUGUCUACUGCUUACUACUGCCUACUGUUUACUACUGCCUGCUCCUUUCUACUGCUUACUACUGCCUACUGCUUACUACUGCCUACUGCUUAAUACUGCCUGCUGCUGUUUACUGCCUGUUGUUCCUUACUACUGCCUACUGCUUACUACUGCCUGCUGCUGUUUACUGCCUGCUGUUCCUUACUACUGCUUACUACUGCCUACUGCUUACUACUGCCUGCUGCUGCUUACUGCUUGCUGCUCCUUACUACUGCUUACUACUAGUUACUACUGCCUGCUACUGUCUACUGCUUACUACUGCCUACUGUUUACUACUGCCUGCUCUUUUCUACUGCUUACUUCCUACUGCUUACUACUGCCUGCUGCUGUUUACUGCCUGCUGCUGCUUACUGCCUGCUGCUGCUUACUACUACCUACUGCUUACUACUGCCUACUGCUUGCUGCUGUUUACUGCCUGCUGUUCCUUACUACUGCUUACUACUGCCUACUGCUUACUACUGCCUUCUGCUGUUUACUGCCUGCUGUUCCUUACUACUGCUUACUACUGCCUACUACUUACUACUGCCUACUGCUUACUACUGCCUACUGCUUACUACUGCCUACUGCUGUUUACUGACUACUGUUCCUUACUACUGCUUACUACUCCCUACUGCUUACUACUGCCUGCUGCUGCUGUUUACUGCCUGCUGUUCCUUACUACCGCUUACUACUGCAUACUGCUUACUACUGCCUAUUGCCUACUGUCGACUGCUUACUGCUUAUACUCACUACUGCUUACUACUGCCUCCUGCUGUUUACUACUGCCUGCUGCUCCUUACUCCCUACUGAUUACUACUGCUUACUACUGCUUACUACUGUCUGUUCCUGUCUACUGCUUACUACUGCCUUCUCCUGUCUACUGCUUACUACUGCCUUCUCCUGUCUACUGCUUACUGCCUACUUCCUACUGCUUACUACUCCCUGCUGCUGCUUACUGUCUGUUGCUCCUUACUACUGCUUACUACUACUUACUACUGCCUACUGCUUACUACUGCCUACUGCCUAUUGCCUACUGCCUACUGCUUACUACUGUCUGCUCCUGUCUACUGCAUACUGCCUACUGUCUACUGCCUACUGCUUACUACUGCCUUCUGCUUACUGCUUAUACUCCCUACUGCUUACUACUGUCUGUUGCUGCUUACUACUGCCUGCUGCUGUUUACUACUGCUUACUACCUGCUGCUGGCUGCUGCCUGCAUGGAUCUAAAUAUUGUUGAAUAUUCCUAA
Zingiber officinale is the source of this 1320-nucleotide messenger RNA. RefSeq lists its product as uncharacterized. NCBI's taxonomy places the organism in Eukaryota, Viridiplantae, Streptophyta, Magnoliopsida, Zingiberales, Zingiberaceae. The record is from RefSeq and is a predicted model, not a curated record. Bases 1 to 1320 code for a protein of 439 amino acids. The transcript has 3 exons.